GAUACCAUUUCAUAUAUGCUAAAUUUUAUUUCUCUUCAGAUAAAUCAGUCAAAUGGAAAACAUAGAUUUUAACUUUGGUCUUGAUGGUGAAAAUGGUGAAGAAGAUGCUGAAGAGCAAUGGCAAUGGGAAGGACGUAAUGCCACAGUAUUUCUCAUUGAUGUUGCUCCAGCCAUGUUUGAAAAAGAUGCUGCUGAAGAGGAAUCAGAUAUCCCAUUUAUUGUGGCCAUGAAGUGUGUACAUGCAAGUGUGUGCCGUCAAGUGGUGUCCAGCGAUCAAGACCUGACAGCUGUUGUUUUCUUCAAUACGCUGAACUGUACAAGUGCUUCACAGCAACCCAGCACCAGCAGCACCGCCCUUCUGGCCACAUUCCCACACGUUGCCAUACCUCUUCCACUUGAUCGGCCAAGUGCAGACCGAGUUCUGACCCUUGAAUCCUACUUACAAGACGGACGUUCAAAAGUUACACGAGAGUUUGGUGGCAUUUGUGAGGAUGCCAGCCUUGGGGAUGCAUUAUGGGCCUCCAGCAACCUCAUAACACAAUGCAAGAGCUCACUGUCAGGUCAGAAUGUGCUGCUGUUCACAUGUCGCGAUGAGCCUCACUCCAGCAAUGCGGUCGACCUUGCCAAGAAAGCCAAAUGCAAAGCCCGUGACCUGGACGAUGCUGGCAUUGACUUAGAACUCCUUGGCUUAGGUGCCAAUUUUGAUGCCAGCAAAUUUUAUAAGGCUCUGAUUACUCUGGAUGGCCAAGCACCAGACCGCAGCAUUGCUGGUGCCAGCAGCGCAAGGCUGGAGCAGCUGCAAGAGCGGGUGCGCAGGCUGGAGCACAAGCAGCGAGCUACUGGCCGCGUACCAUUCACUUUGGCUACGGGCUUGGAAAUAUCUGUUGGCUUCUACACAAGUAUCAGCACUGCCCGCAAGCCUGCCUCCGUGAAGCUGCACCGCUCAGGCAAUGACCUCAUCAAGACCAUCACCAAAGAGUACCGCGAGGAUACCGGCGAGUUGCUUAUGACGUCUGACUUCUGCAAGUACCAAGAAUACGGAAAACGCAAAAUCAAGUUCACUGUCGAAGAGAGCCGAGAACUGAACAAAGUAUACCCAACCGGCAUCGAAUUGCUGGGCUUCAAGCCGUCUUCUGCCAUCAAAGCAUUCCACUACGUGAAACCUGCCAGCUUCCUGUACCCUGACGACAAGAAUAUCAAAGGAAGCACAGCGGCGUUCGCAGCGCUGCUGACGCGGUGCGUUGCACGCGACGUCGUCCCCAUCGUGAGGGUCGUGCCCCGCACCAACGCCAGCCCUUCUUGGGCUGCGCUCCUGCCGCAGGAGGAGGUGCUGGACGACGAUGGCUGCCAGCUCAGGGCGCCGGGAUUCCAUGUUUGCUACUUGCCAUUUGCUGACGACUUCCGGCAGCUGGACAUGACAGUGGGGCGAGCUCGUGCCAGCAACGAGCAGGUUGAUGCCGCUAAGUCAUUCAUCAAGAAGCUGCACUUCAGGUACGAUCCUUCGAGUUUCGAGAACCCAGACCUGCAGACGCACUGGCGCAACAUCGAGGCACUCGCCCUCAACAGGCGCGACCUGGAGCCCGUCACCGACUACACCGUGCCGGACUACGCGCGUAUCCGUAAGAAGACGCAGGAGCUUGUGUCCGCUUUCAAGGAUCUGGUUUGGCCGAGCGGAUACGAUGCGACCGCCGCGGCGGCCAAGCGGCCUCCGCCCAAGCCUAGAGCGACAGCUGGCAUAGCUCCCGCUGCUGCCGGCACUCCUUCAGUAGAAGACAUGGCGCGAAACAAUACUGUCGAGAAGCUGAACGUAGCCACUCUGAAGGAGUGGCUCUCAGCGCGCAACAUCAAAGUGACGGGCAAGAAGAAGCCGCAGCUCGUCCAGGACGUCUACGAUGUCUUGUCAGCGUAGCGCAGAGGCUUUCCAGUCAUUUUAUUUGAAAUAGUUCCAUUUGAUGCCUUUAAAAGUUUUUAUGCCUCUCCUCUGGUUUGGCAAACUCUCACCUUGAAUUCUCUUUGUGUGCCUUGUAGUGAGAACUCAUUAUAAUUUUAUUCUGCAAACUCUCUACUAAAAUGAUUGCGUCGUGAUGAUCGCAUGUACAUUGAGGGUUCUUGAGGAUUGAAAAGCCUGUAAGAGCUAACAGGAAGUAUUUUUUUCAAGACGUGCCGCACGGAAAGUUUGUGAAUUGCUUUACAAAUAGAUGUGAUAGUAGUUGUUAUUGUGUCACGUUCAACGUUCAAUUGAUUGUUGAGCAUGAAGCUUCGUUCGUACAAAGUUGCAUAAGUUCUUCAUACACAAUUUUUAGUUAAUAAAACUCAGAUCCAUAUAGUUUUCGAUGAAUUUUGUUUACUGCAUUAAUAAAAUAGCGAAUAAGAACUGA
Messenger RNA from Hyalella azteca, 2378 nucleotides. It is a transcript of the gene Irbp, whose product is annotated as X-ray repair cross-complementing protein 6-like. The transcript has 15 exons. The coding region runs from base 53 to 1909 and encodes 618 amino acids. The record is from RefSeq and is a predicted model, not a curated record. Lineage: Eukaryota; Metazoa; Arthropoda; Malacostraca; Amphipoda; Hyalellidae. Gene Ontology annotation, molecular function: double-stranded DNA binding; damaged DNA binding; DNA helicase activity. Gene Ontology annotation, cellular component: Ku70:Ku80 complex; nucleus. Gene Ontology annotation, biological process: telomere maintenance; cellular response to gamma radiation; double-strand break repair via nonhomologous end joining.